AGUGAAUGACGAUAUAUAAACGUUAUCCGACGAAGUUUCCGUCUGAAUUAAAAUAACAUUUUCUGAGAUAGUUGUGUGUUAAAAAUAACAAUGGAAUUUCCCCACAUUGGAAAAAAUUGUUCUUACAAACCCUGCAAUAAACUAGAUUUUCUGCCUAUGAAAUGUGGAGCAUGUAAAGAAGUUUUUUGUUCUGAGCACUUUGCAUACGUGGAACACGAAUGUCCCGCCCCACAAACGCGAGACGUGCAAGUGCCCGUGUGCCCUCUGUGCGGCGUGCCGGUGCCGGGGCCGCGCGACGAGCCGCCGGACAUAGCCGUCAGUGCACACAUCGACAAUCAGUGCACCUCCGAUCCCGCCAUACAGCGGAGGAAAAAGGUGUUCACGAACCGGUGUUCUUACAAAGGCUGCAAGACGAAAGAAAUGGUGCCGCUCGUGUGCAGCGAGUGUACUCUCAAUUUCUGCCUGCGUCAUCGUCACGCCACCGACCACGCCUGCGAGGGGAAACUGGCUGCCAAGAGACGGCAGGCUGCUAACGCGGCUAUGGCACGUAUGAAGGCGUCUGAAAACAAGAUCACUCCUCCUCCAGUAGCCGUGACUACCUUCAGUGAAGUGCAAGGAAAUAUGACGGAGGACGAAGCGUUGGCGCACGCGUUAGCGCUCUCGCUCCAGGACCAGACCGCGGACCGUCACGCGCGCGACACCGCACUGGCGCGCGCGUUCGCACGACAACGCGUCGGCGGCGAACAGAACUCGCGAUGUAUACUGUCGUAGCGAACGUCACAUAUAUACGUGUACGUCACAUCUCGAGCUACGUCGCGAGUUUGAAGCAAUCGUUACAUUGAAAAAAGAUUUGUUUGCGAUCAAAAUAUUAAACUAAUAUUUAUUCUAUGAUUAAAAAAAACUUGUGAAUGAGGAAGUAUUUAAAAAAAAAAAACAUUUUCAAACUGAAUGUCAUUCGCUAUUCGCAGCACUAUUCAGUAAAAUUUGUCUAUGGUACGCGUUCCGAUUUCUUUUUUAUGAUUUAAAAAUAUUGAAUUGAUUUUCGUAAAUUAAUAAAUAGGUUAUCGUAAAAUUUUCACCGCGUUCCUUUUAAUAUACGAAUCUUGAAUAUUCAUAUCAAUUGAUUUUUGCUCUACGAAUUUCAGUAUUUAUUAUGAUGUUACGUGUAAAGAAACGAAUACAAUUGUGUUUGGUAUAUUUUGAUUACCGAACAUUUAACAAGUAUUUGUUUCUUAUCCGUUCAAAAAAUACUUCCUCAUAAAUAUUAAGAGCAAACAAAGUUACUUUAUAGAAAAACUCUCGCCUAAAAAAAAUUAAUACAUAUCUCGCCCAACUUUAGUUUAAUAACGUUUCCGUAAACAUACAGCUUCUACGGUCCACUUAUUCAAUUUUCAAAUGUAAUGUAUGCGACACGCUUUUGAUAAAAAGGCUGAGUUUCUUACAUUUAGCUUUGUUGUAAAAGUGGCACUAUUUAAUUACAUUUACAAUUUAAAUUACAUGUAUAUUUGAAAAUUGAAAGAAGGACCCUAAAAGAAAUUAUAAGCUGCUUUAAUAUUCAAGUUAAAAACUGAAAAUCAAGACUUAUUCCUGUAUAGAUGUAUGUAUAUUUUAUAACAAUAAUGAAGUUCAGAUCAAUUUCACAAUCAGAUUGCUAUCAAAAAUGGCUGCAUGAUAUCCUACAUUGUAAACACUAGGACACAUUAACUUACUACAAAACAUUAAAUAGAACUGUACCAGAAAUGUGAAAAUUUAUAAGUAUCGCAUAUCCUGAAUGCGUCCAAAAUCAUUCAACAAUCAAUAAUGUUUAUGUUAAGAUCUAUUGGUGUAUGUUAUUUUUUUUAUACAAAGAGAUAUUUAUACACUCUUGUCUGUAAUGGCGACUUCCCGCGCAAGUAAAAAGACUACCGCGUGGCUAUUACCCGCUUCGUCUCACCCCCGCACCUCGAUCCUAGAAUGUGCUACCGCGGUGUCGCCAUUUUGAUUCAACUUAAGUCAUAUUCAUUACACUUAUUGACGACUAUUCAACUAUGUUAUUUCCUAUUAAAGAAUACAUCGCAAGUAAUACGUACAUAUGAAUAUGUUGUUUGUGUUAUUAUUUGCACUACUAUUGCAUUGUUGCUUAAUUAUACUUUUUAGAUAGGAUGAAAUACUAUGAGAUAACAAAAGACAAAAUUUAAUCCUUAUUAAUGAUGAUUUUUAAAUAAACUAAUGUAUGAUCAGCUCUUCCUAUUCGGUUUGAUAUGGUUUGAUAGUUUUUAAUUGUUUAUGAAAUUAUUCAUAAAUAAUUAAAAACUAUUAUAUAUGUGAUGUAAUCUUGAGUUUUGGAUUAAUUUUUAUGUAUUAAAUGUACAUUAGUUAAUAAGGAUUAUAUUUUGUGCAUAUCUGGUUAUUAGGUAUAAUAAUAUAAGAUACAUUGUUUCUUUUCUAUUGCAAAAUAUCUAAGCAAAAAAGUGUAAUACGCAUGUGUGUUCCUAGCCUUACUUGUCACAUAAUGACAAUUUUAAGAUAGCAGAUGCGUUCAUUGUUUGUCUUUGAUUUGUCUGUCAUAUAAAAUUUCUAACAUCGGUAAUACUUAAGUUGUGUAAGUCCCUUUCAAGUGAAUAAAAUUGAACUUCAACAAAAUUCAAAAUUUAACUAGGGCUGUCACUAUCAACAUACAAAAAGCACACUUUAUAUAAUACUUAAACAUAAAACAAGCUGAGCGAAACACUGAAUUCUGGCGAAAACCAUAAGGGCAACGCCAUUAAUUAAAAAGAAGAAGAUAAAUGAUCUUAACAAGAUGAAAUUUUGAUCAAUAUAUACACAUGAAUGCUCAAAUUGUUUUUCGAUAUAAUCACUUUUCUUAAACCUCGAUUAUUUUUAUUAAAAUAUUGUGUUACUUUUGGAUCGCAAUGUCUCAAAGCUGUUGUUAUAUAUUUUUAAUGACAACGCCUUGCGUAGAAGAAUAAGGUCGUAAUUAUUUAUUCACAUUCCCAAUUUUUUUAAUGCGACACAAAGACAUUAAUAUAAUAUUGUAACUGUGUAAAAGGAUUAUGGAACUUGUUUAAUGUUUUUUACUGAUUAAGCAUGCUGUUUGCUAAAGAAAAAACUAAUAAGGGAAUCAAAGGGUAAAUGGUUAUCUAUAAUAUAUAAUCAUUAAUAUAAAGUUAAGCAAAGGAAUUGUAAAAUACGACACUUGGCUUUAUGCUGCGUUCACUAAUGUUAUUUGUCAAUGAUUAUUUCUUUACAAUUUUGCAUAAUUAAUAUUUUUGAGAUAAUUAUAAAUAUUAUAAAAUCACUACACUUAGUUUUAUUUUAUCAAACCAAUUGUUUUUAAUAAUUUAAUGUACGUAUGAAAAAGUGUACGAAAUUUAUACAAGAGGACCAAUACAUACAAACCUACAAACAAGGCGAAUGUUUAUUUAGUUUCAGUUAUUUAUUCUGUUGUUGCUUUUUAUCCCACUCCCAGUAGCUCCCUGGGGGUAAAAGCACUUUCAAGUCGCCGGCGAAGAGCUUGUAUUAUUAUAAAAAUCUUAACAUUCAUCACAUCACCAGCCCUUUUACGUCCCCACUGCAGGGACUCAGGCCUUCCUUAUGGAUGGUUAAGGAGGAUGGGCCAUGACCCUCCACGCUGGCCCAGUGCGGAUUGGAGGGUAUUAACGACUGCAAAUGCAGCCGGGAGCAGCUUAGCGUGCCUUCCGAAGCACGGAGUAGCUCGAGAUAAUAAUUUUUUGGUCACCCAUCCCGUGACCGACCCUUGCGAAAGUUGCUUAACGACAACGAUCGCGGGCCGCGGUGCUUAUCCACUACACCACCGAGCUACCUCAAUUAAUGUAAAAAUUUUACAUUAAUUGAGAACAAUUGUAUCAAGUACCAAGCUGGACUAGACCAACGAUUUUACGCUAACCAAUAGGCAAUACCGCUGUUAGCGUAAUCAUAGAAAGUCAAUAGAUAAUAUUGGACUUCAGGUUCAUAAUACAAUGCUAGAAUGCAAGUAGUUGAGAUGCUGUUGACUAUUUUCGAAAAUGUAUAUAUCUUCAAUACAAUUUAUGAAUGUCGAUGUGCCUGUUAGCUUGACGCUUAUUGAAGCGGCAAUUCCAAAGGAAUUCCAGAACAAUUGUGACUGAAAUGGUAAUUGUGGUGAUCCUGAACUGAACUGAACCAAACUAAAACAUAACCUCUUCAUAUUAAAUGAGAUGCUUGUAAUGAAUUUUAAAUUUUAUUCUGCUGCAAUAGAGUUUAAACGUAUUUUUAGUGAUGAGAAAUAUAAAAAAAUAUCAGAGUCCAAUAUGAAAAUAAUGAUGAAUUGUAUUUUGGGUUUACUUUCGUGCUGGUAAAAUAAAUGAAACUCACACUUUGAAACAAUUUAUUUAUUUGCCAACAGUACAUAAAAUAUAUCGUGUGAACUAUAAAAUACACAGUAAAUCUUGGCUUACAAAAUAUACAUAUAUGAUAUUUUCAAUCGCUGUAUUGCUUUUAACAUCGAUGACGAAAAUUAAGUAAAAGACUACAAAUUACUCAACAAGGCCUUAUUGUGAAGCGUUCGGAACUUGUGAUUGUCGUUGAGAUAUGACGUUAUAAACUCCGGCGGGUUCCUAGCGAGGAACAGUUCCAUGCACAUGUAUCGUGCCGCGGUGAGACGCUUGCGUUCAGCGUUUGAGCGGCAAAAGUUCUUGUGCGCGUGCGCAGCGAAGUUUGAGGCGGUCUUGUCGAUCAACUUCACUGUAACCCGCUCUUUUGGAUCGUCCUCGAGUGGUACCUGGCGGUUAUUACAGAAAAUUUUU
Molecule: messenger RNA, 4763 nt
Organism: Diatraea saccharalis (sugarcane borer)
Lineage: Eukaryota; Metazoa; Arthropoda; Insecta; Lepidoptera; Crambidae
Source: the annotation of a GenBank genome assembly